GCGCGCGGGCGGCUCCGGCGGCGGCCAUGUUGUGCGGCCCUGAGGGCUGCCAGGCCAGGAGCCUCGCCGGGCUAUGGCCGGCUCCGCUUCCUCCGCAGCCGCCGCCGCCUCGUCGUCGUCUUCCUCCUCCUCUUCCCCCUCCUCCUCUUCCCCCUCCGCUUCUUCGCCGGUGCCGUCCAGCAACUGGCUUUCCGGGGUGAACGUGGUGCUGGUGAUGGCCUACGGGAGCCUGGUUUUCGUCCUGCUCUUCAUCUUCGUCAAGAGGCAGAUCAUGCGCUUCGCCAUGAAGUCUCGCCGGGGGCCCCACGUGCCGGUGGGGCAACACGCCCCCAAGGGACUCAAGGAGGAGAUUGACAUCCGACUGUCCCGGGUUCAGGACAUCAGAUACGAGCCUCGGCUGUUGCUGUACAGUGACACUCGGAUGCUACAACUCGACUCGCCUAGAAACCCAUUCCCUUACGACUACCUGUAUCGGAUGAAGGCUUUGGACGCUAUCAGAGACACAGAGAUCCCCUACUCCAUGGAAGGCCGUUACCCCAAGUUGCUGAUGGAGAAAAACUUCCAGGCUUACCUCAUGGAUCUCCGCAACUCCAGCAGCCCUUUGAAAGGGCUCCGCAAGACACUGAUCGAUGCCCUCCUGGACGGGUACGAGAACGCCCGCUACGGGACGGGGGCGUUCGGCAAAGUGGAAUUCCUCAGUUUCCAGGAGGCCUUGAAUGAGCUGGCAACAAUCGUCAAAGCCCGGGGCGAGAGCAGCCAGCGGCAGCAUCAGUCGGCGGCCAAGGACUUGACCCUCUCCUCUGACCCUUCCAGCCCCACCAUUCAGGUCACCUACCUCCCUUCCAGCCAGAAGAGCAAGCGAGCCAAGCACUUCCUGGAACUCAAGAGUUUCAAAGACAACUACAACACGUUGGAAAGCACCCUGUGACAUUCCCUUCUUUCCACCACCACCCCCUCCUUUUGCUCAGGAGGGGUACCUAUUCCUUCCCACCCCAAAUCUGGACCAAAAGAACUGGCCUUGCCUCUACUACCACCACCACCACCACCCCGUGAAAAUACCGC
This is a messenger RNA of Pantherophis guttatus, 1062 nucleotides long. It is a transcript of the gene LTAP1, whose product is annotated as lipid transport auxiliary protein 1. The record is from RefSeq and is a predicted model, not a curated record. Gene Ontology annotation, biological process: phagocytosis. NCBI's taxonomy places the organism in Eukaryota, Metazoa, Chordata, Lepidosauria, Squamata, Colubridae.